Molecule: messenger RNA, 1383 nt
Organism: Pseudomassariella vexata
Lineage: Eukaryota; Fungi; Ascomycota; Sordariomycetes; Amphisphaeriales; Pseudomassariaceae
Exons: 2
Coding region: 1-1383 (460 amino acids)
Biological process (GO): RNA processing
Cellular component (GO): nucleus
Molecular function (GO): mRNA binding
Source: RefSeq, a predicted model, not a curated record
AUGAGCGCAGAAGAUACCAAGCCUGCUGAAGGCAUCGCGGCCCAAGGCGAGGCUCCCAAGGUCAAGCCAGCCCCAGAAGCUGAGACUGUAACCACAGCCGCUGUCCAGAUGACAGAUGCUCCCGCUGCUGCUGCUGCAGUGACCGAGACCAAGGCUGCAGACGAGGCCAAGGACAAGGACCAGGUCAUGGAAGAGACCAAGGAUGAGGCCAAGGACGAAGCCAAGGACGGGAAGAAGGACGAUGGGGACGAGAAGAAGGCCCAGUCCGUUCUGAACCCUCCCCAGAACAUGCUCAGAGUACAACGCGGAGAUUCCAAAUUCGAGAAGCGAGCCAGCAAGUUCGACCCUACUGUGAAGGGCGAGUCUUCCGAUCCUCACGAGAUCCGCACUCAGGUUCAAUUCUACUUCGGCGAUACCAACCUUCCCACUGAUAACUACAUGAUGGAGCUCACUGGCGGCGCCGAGAACAAGCCCGUCGCCCUGUCCAAGAUCACUUCCUUCAAGCGCAUGCGCCGCUUUCAGCCGUACUCUGCGGUAGUGGCCGCCCUCAAGGAGAGCAAGGUGCUCGUCAUAGAAGGAGAGGAAGGCCAGGAGACCAUCCGGCGACAGAAGCCCUUUGAUCCCGACAACGAGAAGCGCAAAAAGGCUGAUGAGCAGAGCAUCUACGCCAAGGGCUUCGGCACCGAGGAAGCCUCGACGCAAUUCGACAUUGAGGCCUUCUUUGCCCAGCAUGGAGAGUUCAACUCGGUUCGACUCCGUCGUGGUGACAACAAGGGUUUCAAAGGAUCCGUGUUCGUCGAGUGGGCCGACAAGGAGACUGCCGAGAAGUUCAUGGCAUUGGACCCGAAGCCCCAGUGGAAGGGGCACGAUCUACUGAUACUUUGGAAGCUGGACUACAUGAAGGCCAAGAACGAGCUGAUUCGCGAUGGCCAGAUUGACCCCCAGAAGGGCAGCUUCCGUGGCCGGGGUCGUGGUGGGAACUUUCGGGGCCGUGGUCGAGGAGGAAACAGCGACGUCGACUCCAAUGAUUGGAAGAAGCGCAGAGAGGAGGACCAGAAGAAUGGCUUUGACGGCGAUCGUCGCAAUGGGCGUGACCAGCGCGGUCGGGGUCGGGGCCGAGGCCGUGGCCGUGGACGGGGAGGCAACAACCGUGGCCGCGAGGACCGCGAUGGUUACCGUGACCGGGAAGAGGUUGUUGAGAAGAAGGCCAUUGACUCCCGCGAUGCUGGACGUCCCGUCAUCCAAAUUUCCAGCGAUGCCAAGAAGGCAGACGCAAGCAAUGGCUCUCCCAAGGCGAACGCAAAGCGUCCCCGGGAAGAAGACACCAACGAUGGACCUCAAGCCAAGAAGGUCGACACCAAGGAGACUACUAAGGCAGCAUAA